AUGAAGUCUGUCUUUGUGUUGGUGGCCUUUCUGGCUGUGUCACGGGGUCUUCUCAGGAUUCCCCUGAUGAGAGGGAAGUCUGCCAGGCAGCUGCUGGAGGAGAGAGGCCUGUUUGAAGAGUACAGGAGGAGGUUUCCAUACGACCCUGCAGCAAAGUUUCUCCCCAGGAACGAGCAGAGUGCAGUGCCCAUGACCUUUGACCCAGAUAUAACAUACUAUGGAGAGAUUGGCGUUGGGUCUCCACUUCAGGUCUUUAAGGUUCUCUUUGACACUGGCUCCUCUGACCUGUGGGUUCCCUCCUUCAGUUGCACCAGCUCUUCUUGCGACGAUCACGCAAAGUUCUACAGCUCAGCAUCCUCCACUUUUCAGGCCGGCACAAAGCUUUACAUCGGCUAUGACAGUGGAUUUGUAGCAGGGAGUACUGGAUAUGAUAAUAUAAAGAUUUAUCUUGCAAUCCUUCAGAUAAGCAUGUUAAGUCUGGGAGGAAGAGAUUACUCUUAUACACUGGAAGCAUACACUGGAAGCAUACACUGGAUCCCCCUGUUUCGCACCACUAACUUUUGGAACGUCCUAAUACAAAGCAUCAACAUCAAUGGGAACACCGUUGCGUGCUCUGCAGGUUGUGAAGCAAUAGUGGACUCUGGUGCUUCUGAAAUCAAUGGUUGGUUGGGAGCCUCUUCAGAUCAGUAUGGUGAUGCUGUUGUGAGCUGCAGCAACACAAAUCUCCUGCCAGACAUUGUGUUCAACAUCAGUGGCUACAGCUUCGCUCUCUCUCUAUCAGCCUAUGUCAUGAAGUCUGCCUCUGGGUGCAGAACAGGGUUUGCACCUGGAACGUGGAUCCUGGGUGAGGUCUUCAUGCGGCAGUUCUACAUGGCCUUUGACGUCAGCAACAACAGGGUGGGCUUUGCUCAGGCUGUGUGAAUACAUGCGGAG
Messenger RNA from Micropterus salmoides (largemouth bass), 933 nucleotides. RefSeq names its product chymosin-like. Lineage: Eukaryota; Metazoa; Chordata; Actinopteri; Centrarchiformes; Centrarchidae. The record is from RefSeq and is a predicted model, not a curated record. Gene Ontology annotation, molecular function: aspartic-type endopeptidase activity. Gene Ontology annotation, biological process: proteolysis.